UCCUUUUUUUUUUUACAUAUAAGAGAAAAUUAAAAGAUGAUGGUCGAUUGUGACCAAAAGAAAAUAGAUGAAAAAAUUAUAUCGCAAACUUCUUAGCAAUCGAUAUAUGGAUAUCGAAAUGCAAGCGAUAGUCCUUUGAUAUAUCAAUUUGUAGUAUACUUUCUUAUGCACUGAUAACCUUUACAUUUUUCGUAAUUAUUUCGUUGUUAUUUAAAUGGGCAACGUCGAACGUGGAAAGUCAUUAUUUAUGAAAUACUGCUCAACUUGUCAUACAAUCGAGAAAGAUGGGAAACAUAAAAUAGGUCCUAAUCUUUUCGGGGUCGUAGGCAGAACAAGUGGUACCAUGCCUGGAUUCUUAUAUACAGAACAUAUGAAGAAGAAAGCUUGUACGUGGGAUGAAAAUACCUUAGAUAUUUAUUUGGAGAAUCCAAAGAAAUUUCUACCAGGCACAAGAAUGGUAUUUAUUGGCAUAAAGAAGAGUGAAGAACGAACAGAUUUAAUAGCGUUUUUAAAGACGUUAAAAUAAAACAAGAACUUUAAAAAAACUUUUGCAUAUUUAUAUAAAUUUAUAUCAUGGUUGUUUAGGACUU
This is a messenger RNA of Vespa crabro (European hornet), 590 nucleotides long. Its product is annotated as cytochrome c-like. The transcript has 2 exons. Lineage: Eukaryota; Metazoa; Arthropoda; Insecta; Hymenoptera; Vespidae. Bases 215 to 526 code for a protein of 103 amino acids. Gene Ontology annotation, molecular function: heme binding; electron transfer activity. The record is from RefSeq and is a predicted model, not a curated record.